AUGAAGGAUUUGAUCGGAAAGAUAGUAAGGAAGAAGGAGCAAUCUUCAUCGUGUUCGCCCCCUCAAUACUCAAGAUUAUCAUCAUGUUGUGAGGAUGAAGUGAAGAACAAACAUCAAAGAAAACAUGAUCAAGUGGCUAAAAAAAGAGGGUACGUGCCUAUUAUGGUAGGGAAAAGUGAGGAAGAAGAAGAGAGAUUUAUGGUGCCUCUUGGUUGGAUGAACCAUCCUUGUAUUGUUGAAUUGUUACGUGUAUCCGCCAACGAGUUUGGGUAUCAUCAACAAGGUGUUUCACAAAUUCCUUGUGAACCACAUCAUUUUAGAGUUGUCAUGGAGACUUCAAUUACUUUGAUUUCAGCAAUUUUUCAGCUCUACGAUCUAUUAUCAGUGGAAGAAGAAGCGUAUGAGGAGAUUGAAGAGGAAGCACCGAUAGAUGAGACGGAGAUCUAA
Chenopodium quinoa (quinoa) is the source of this 447-nucleotide messenger RNA. Its product is annotated as auxin-responsive protein SAUR71-like. NCBI's taxonomy places the organism in Eukaryota, Viridiplantae, Streptophyta, Magnoliopsida, Caryophyllales, Amaranthaceae. The record is from RefSeq and is a predicted model, not a curated record. The transcript has 3 exons. The coding region runs from base 1 to 447 and encodes 148 amino acids. Gene Ontology annotation, biological process: response to auxin.